GAACGAGUCACGUCCGAGAUAAACAAGUGUCUUGCAUCGAAAACUUAAAUACUUGUUGAUUAAUGAUAAGAAUUGCCUGGUGAUGAUUCUAUAAGCCAAACCAUGUCUCUCUUUUCUGAUACCGAGCAGGCAGCCGACUGCCUGGACCGCCUGCAGACCCAGCUGUGGGAGCAGGGAGACCACAGCCAGGACGAUGUGAUAUCGUCAGCCAUCUGCAUGAUGGAGAGCCCGCUGUUCCGGCAGCUGCUCACCCUGCAGGAGUCGCUGCUUGAGCUGAAGCAGGUCUCCGAGAUGCAGCACCUCACCGAGGACUCCUUCAACUUCGCGGCCUCGGGAGAACUCAUCCUGGCCACGCCCGCCGGCUCCAUGACCUACAUGGAGGGCAGUGAGAGCUCCACCCUGAACCUCCGCUCGGCGUACCCCGGCAGCGCCAUCUCCACGCAUAGCUAUGCCAUCGAGUUCCAGCGCGCCAUCGAGAAGGCGGCACAAGGGAGGGAAGUGGAGACUAUAAAGCUGUUUAAGCCAGAGAACUGCUCUCUCGGUUUCAGUGUCGUCGGAUUGAAGAAGGAGGAUUGCGGGGAGCUGGGAAUUUAUGUGCAGGAUAUCCAGCCUGGUGGGAUCGCAGCAAAAGAUGGCCGACUGAGAGAAGGUGACCAGAUUCUGGCCAUCGAUGGCCAACCCUUAGACAUCUCCCACCAGGAAGCCAUUCGCAUCCUUCAGAGUUCGCAGGGUCUUGUGGAAAUCGUCGUCGCUCGUGGCCCACUUCCGUUUGACGAGGAGGCCGGCACUGAGGUUGAGGCUGGCACCGAGGUUGAGCCCACAGACGAGGAGUUUGUGCAAAGAAGCGAGCCUCGUGCUGAAGAACUAGUCCCGCCUGGGGGAAUCGAGAAGCUGUCAGACAUGGUGUUGAGUACCGAGUGGACCCAAGUUGAAGUUAUUGACCUGAUUAACGAUGGAACUGGACUUGGUUUUGGGAUCAUAGGAGGCCGGAGUACUGGGGUGGUGGUGAAGACCAUUCUGCCUGGAGGUGUAGCUGACCUGGAUGGACAUUUACGGAGUGGCGACCACAUCCUGCAGAUCGGUGACGUGAACGUCCGGGCAAUGGGCUCGGAACAGGUGGCCCUGGUGCUGCGCCAGUCUGGCAGCCAUGUGCGACUCAUCGUGGCCCGGUCCAUCGUAGAGCCGCCACCAUACCAUAUCCCCCAUGCCCCCAUCAUCCCCACCCACAUGCUGGAUGACCACCUGGUCCAUAUCAACGAGCUGAUGGUGAUGGAGUCGGCGGAUCACAUCGACGUCACCCACCUGACCGAGGAGCAGCUUGAACAGUUCCACCCCGGCAUCAGCAACAUCCUUGCCGGACAAGUACAGGUCCAUCCGCAACCCACUGACAUGACUAACGAGGUAGCAGAAGUUGAGAUGUUUGAAGUGGGGCUUCAGAAGGAUUCGCAGGGUCUGGGAAUAACAAUAGCAGGCUACGUGGGAGCAGACAAGGCACCAGAUGAAAUAUCUGGCAUAUUUGUCAAGGGAAUAGCCCCGGACAGUGCGGUAGCUGUUGAUGGAAGAGUUCACAUCAAUGACCAAAUAGUGGAGGUUGACGGGAUCUCGCUGCAGGGUUACAACAAUCAUCAGGCGGUGGAGGUUCUUCGUAAGACUGGACAGGUCGUCCAUCUCAAACUGGUGCGCUACAUCCACGGGCCAAAAUACGAAAAACUACAACAGUACCUGGCUCAGGCCAAUUCCACCAUUGUUGUUCAAUCGAGUGCUCCUGCUAUCACGGAUAACGAAAGCUCUGCAGUAUCUAAUCCUACGUACGAUUUGGCAUCUCGACAGGUGGAAGUGGAUGACAUCACGUUCUCGACGGACGAGGAUUACAGUGGGGAACUGCUGCCUGAUGUGGAGGCUGCCAUCAAGGCUUGCUGGGAACCUUUGAUUGGUCCAGAGUUCACAGUGGUGGUUGCUCAGCUGUCUAAGUUUAAGGAAGGGGGUGGUCUGGGGAUCAGCCUGGAGGGCACAGUGGACGUGGAGAAUGGGGUGGAGGUGCGACCUCACCACUACAUCCGCUCGAUCCUCCCAGACGGACCCGUCGGGCUCAAUGGACGUCUCGUCAGUAGCGAUGAGCUUCUCGAGGUAAAUGGCAAGCGUCUGCUGGGACUGAACCACGUGGAGGUGGUGAACAUUUUGAAGGAACUGCCGCAGCACGUCCGGCUCGUGUGUGCUCACAGAAAGGUCCAGCCUUCAGAAAUCUAUGCAGCUCAAGAUGCCCAGUUCCCCAGUUCAGUGUUAAACAUGGGGGUGCACCCCUCCGCUGACCGGCUCUUCAAGGCCAAGUCCGAGAUGGCCCUGUCCACCACGGAACACACGGUCAUCCAGAACGCGCUUAACAAGUCCAAGUCGCGCUCACUCGAACCCCUGGCGGGGAUGGCCAUGUGGAGUUCGGAACCGGUUGUCAUCGAGCUGCAGAAGGGAGAUCAGGGUCUGGGAUUCAGUAUUCUCGAUUAUCAGGACCCUGUGAACCCCAAUGAGACGGUGAUCGUCAUCCGAAGCCUGGUGCCGAAAGGAGUGGCCCAGCAAGAUGGCCGCCUCGUGCCAGGCGACCGGCUGAUAUUUGUGAACGACAUCAACGUGGAGCACGCCACGCUCAAUGAAGCGGUGCAGGCGUUGAAGGGAGCGCCGCGCGGCGUCGUCAGGAUCGGUGUUGCCAAGCCACUGCCACUCACUGACUCCUUCAAGGACGAAACACAGCCAUCGCUGUUUUCUGCACCACCUCUCUCUGAACUAUCAGCUUCCGCGUCACCUCAUGUCCAAGAAUCACAAUUCACAGACGAGCUUCCCGAAUCGUCCACAAUCACACUCACCACUCAAACAAAACUAAACCGAUCAGUUUCGUCUUCGUCGUCAGGAGAGACGGGACUUAAGCGCAAAGACAGUUUUUACGAAAGUGACGAAGACGAGGUGAAAACGCCUCGUAAGUCCACUCCUCAGAAGUCGCCCAAAAAGGUGGAGUCCCCUCCGUCGUAUCACAACAUUUCGGACGGCGGGUUGCUAAUCAAACAAGCGUACAUGCUGCAGCAGAGUUCGCACGUACAGCGCGACAUAGUGACUGACCGCGCCGAUCACGUACAGAUGGAGAUGGACCUAGUGGCUCCAUUGCCUAGUUACGAGGAGGCAACACAGGGCCUCACCGAGACGAGAAUGGUGACUGGCGACCCUUUUGUGGAGGUGGCCCCUCCCCCGGUGCCGCCGAGGACCGAGUCACAUGGUGCUAUGGAAGUAGACUCUGCGAUAAUUCCAGACCAGUUACAGGACCACUCGGAUGCCGAGUCAGAUGAGCAUUCGUCCCUGAGCUCUCCGCGGUUCGCCUGUCUCGACGCCAGUGCCGAGAAAGACAGCCUGUAUCUCGACCUCUCUGCGUCGUCGAGCAGAUACGGCCCUCCCCCCAUCCCACCUAAACCCCGUCUGCCACGGGCUAGUCCUCGCAGUCCUCCGGGCAAGCAGCAGGAUGUUGCGCCUCCACUUCCGAUCUCUUCCCCUCCGGUUAUUACUCCUCGAGAUUCAUCACCAUUAUCCCCCAAGAAAGAAACUAAAACCAAGCUAAGUCCUCUGAUAGUGACCAGGCACAGGAAGACGGAGAGUGCUGACAGUUCGGUGUCAUCGUUGUCAGACCACAUCACCUCAAGUGACCUUAGAGCAGUAUCGUCCCCCCCGUCGACCCCCCGCACCAUGUCUCCGGGGAUGUCCCCGCUCGCCUCGCCCAGCCUUAUCCGGGGAUUCGGUGCCAACACAGACAUCAUUCCAGCCUCGUACGAGAAAACAAUCAAAAUCAAGAAGGGCAGUGACCAAUUAGGUGUAUCCCUAGAGGCGGUGGACCGGGGAAUCAAUGGCUGCAUUGUCAAGUCUAUCAUAAAGGGAGGUGCCAUUGACAAAGAUGGCCGUGUGGCCAUCGGGGAUUACAUUGUUCAGAUGAACAACGAAAGUAUGCGCAAAAUCACCAACGCUCAAACCAGGGCAAUCCAGCGGAGGGCGUCACUUCUCAGUAAUGAUGCAAGUAUUACGUACAUAUCAGGUUCCGAUGCAGCUGUUUACCGUGAGACUGUGAGCACUAGGAGCUCAGAACAGAGUCCCUUACACACUCCAGCCAUGCCUUCACCCAGCGCUGUGUUAUCGUCACCUCGUCGGCUAGGGUCAACAACAAGUGAUCACGGUGCUGAACUAACAGGCUCUUCAGUUGACCCUGUCCCGUCACCGACAGCAGCUUCAGAACCACGGCAGAAAUCUCUGGCAUCUGACGGGUCUCCUGCCAUCAGCAACCAGGCCUGGGGACCUCUUCGAACAGUGGUGCUCGAGAGAAAGCCGGGCGAAAGUCUGGGCAUCAGCAUUGUUGGUGGCCGAGUGGACAUGUUUAAUGUGGCCGAGGAACACACGAUCACAGGCAUUUUCAUUAAACACGUUCUGGAGAACAGUCCUGCAGGCAGGAAUGGCACUCUCGAGACCGGAGACAGAAUACUAGAGGUUAAUGGUCAAGAUGUCCGGAAUGCAACUCACGAUGAGGCUGUUGAAGUUAUCCGCAAUGCAAAAUCACCUGUCACCUUUGUCGUCCAAAGUCUGUCAGAUUCAGUUUGUCCUGGCGAUUUGGAGGCUGCUGAUUUGAAACCCGUGCAGUCCAUGGAGGAGAUGUGCUCCACUUCCAUCACUAAGGUCCACGGUGAAGCCAACAAGGCACCGCUCGACCAGCGGCUGAGCUCCGUGGGUGCUGACUCUUCAAAAGGAGAAUCAGUCGGGGACAGUGACUCUGAAGAUGAAUAUGGAUAUUCUGACAAAAUAUUACAUAAGAAAUAUGGUGACCUGAACGGCAAGAUAUUCCUGUUAGAUUUGAAUACUGGCGGGAAUGGGCUUGGUUUGAGUCUGGCGGGGAACAAGGAUCGCAACACGAUGAGUGUCUUUGUCGCGGGUGUUCAGCCAGACGGUGUGGCAGCCAAGGAUGGCAGGAUACAUGUGGGCGAUGAACUCCUAGAAAUUAAUGGACAAGUGCUAUAUGGACGCAGUCAUCUGAAUGCAUCAGCCAUUAUUAAAGGAAUAAAGACCUCACAAGUUAAGAUAGUUCUUUUGAGGCGUGAAGAUUAUCUCCAGCAUAUGGCCAUAAAACCACUAAGGCUAGGACCCCUAUUACACACAGAGGAUUCUAGUACAAUUCCUUCCCAGCAGACAUCACCAACAACAGCACCAGCAGCAACCACUGUGACAUUGCCAGCUAAACCAAAGUCACAGAAAGAGUCGCGUAAAGAGACGCAGAAAGAGCCGGAACCACCAGCCGAGACUGUCCGUACCAUCACCGUCACACUGCAGAAGGGAUCCCAGGGUCUAGGGUUUGGAAUUGCUGAGGAAGAUCAUGACGGUCACCAUGGCAUCUACAUCAAGAGUAUUACGCCAGGUGGAAUCGCCUCACAGGAUGGUAAACUGAAUGUAGGAGAUGAAAUUCUGGAAGUAGGUGACAAGUCUUUCAGAGGUGUACAUUAUGAUAAGGCAAUAGAUGUAUUACGCACAACUACGGGUACAGUGAAGUUAAAAGUACGUCCAUGUGUCUCACCCGGUGGUGUAAUACACCUCGCAAACACUCCAGGUGAGUCAUCGACUGACCCCGCCAACACAUCGGCGGACCCAAAGACAUGCGCCAUCACCCCGGGGCGCGAGACGCUCAUCGAGAUCGAGAAGGGCCGCACCGGACUCGGGCUUAGUAUUGUGGGCGGGUCCGACACUCUCCUAGGAGCUAUUAUUAUUCACGAAGUGUAUGAGGAUGGUGCUGCCGCCCGCGAUGGAAGACUGCUGGCUGGUGACCAGAUACUGGAGGUGAACAGUGAAGACCUCCGAGAAGCAACCCAUGACCACGCGAUCCAGGUUCUGCGCCAGACUCCGUCGAACGUGACAAUCCUCGUGUACCGAGACGACAACCAGGUGCGUGAGGAGGACAUCUACGACAUUUUCUCCGUGGAGCUGAUGAAGAAACCGGGCAAAGGGCUAGGGCUCAGUAUCGUUGGCAAGAAGAACGAUGUCGGGGUCUACAUAUCAGAUAUUGUUAAAGGUGGUGCCGCCGAAGCGGACGGCCGACUUAUGCAAGGCGACCAGAUUCUGGCCGUCAAUGGGGAGGACAUGAGGAACUCCACCCAGGAAUACGCAGCCGGCGUCCUCAAGACACUAAUGGGCAAGGUCACACUGACUGUGGGUCGGUUAAAAGCCGGAUCACGAGCAUCCUCAAGAAGAAACUCGGGUUCUCCUGGCAGUGCGCUGAAAAAAUCUGAUUCCAGUGCCAGCAACCGGUCACGAGGAAAACAUUCUAAAAGUGUCAGUGAGGACUGGACACACCUGAGAACAGUAGACCUGCACCAUGACGAGUCGGGCUCUCUCGGGAUCAGUAUCGCCGGGGGAGUGGGCUUGCCUCUCGGAGACGUACCCAUCAUUAUUGCCAGCCUCAAUCCCACGGGUCCUGCUUCCAGAUCGGGAAAACUCAGAGUUGGAGAUAAAAUUCUGAUGAUCAACAACAUGUCCACUGAUGGUAUGAGUCAUGAUGAUGCAGUCGCCAAGAUGAAGUCAUCUUCUCCGUUGUCCCUGCAAGUCAUUCAAGGUGAAGAGCUCGCAGUCAGUGUUAAUGGAAGUCGCUCACGGCACGAGAGUGCGGACAUGUCUAACGAAAAAACAGCUCAAGACCUUGCCUUAACUGCAGCAGAGGAUGAUGGUCAGCUUCCCAAAUGCACCAUCCUGACGCUGGAGCGUGGACCAGACGGUCUGGGUUUCUCCAUCGUGGGCGGCCACGCCAGCCCACACGGUGAUCUGCCGAUCUACGUGAAGAACGUCUUCUUGAAGGGCGCGGCCGCGGAGGACGGCCGACUGAAGCGCGGAGAUCAGAUCGUGGCCGUGAACGGCCAGAGUUUGAAUGGUGUCACCCACGAGGAGGCCGUCAACAUACUGAAACAGGCACGCGGGAAGGUCGUCCUCAGUGUCAUUUCCUGAUAUCAGCACAGUCAGUGCUACCCAGUGACACUGGCUCAGUUGGUGGUACUCAAUGAUACUUACCCAGUUACCCAGUUGGCGGUGCCUGCUCAAAUUGUGUUUCUAAAUCAAGUUUUGCACAGUUAGUGCUACCAAGUGGUACUGGCUCAGUUAGUGAUACUCAGUGGUACUGUCUCAGUUGGUGGUACUCGGUGGUACUGGCUCAGUUGGUGGUACACAAUGAUACUUGCCCAGCUGACGGUAACUGCUCAAAUUGUGUUUCUAAAUCAAGUUUGGCACAGUUGGUGCUACCAAGUGAUACUGGCUCAGUGAUCUUGCUCAGAUGGUGUGGUUGAAUCAUGUUAGCUGACUUGGUGUUGCCGUGUCAUACUUGCUCAUUUGGUGGUACCAAGUCAUACCUGCUCAAACUGUGUUUCUAAAUCAAGUUUGCUGAAUGUUGCUUGCUGAGUUGAUAUUGCUGGUCAAGAUACUUGUGGAGUAAAGAGUUGCUAUCAUACUUGCCGAGUUGGUGUCACUUGAGUCAUAUCUGCUUAGUAUUUCUGAGUCAUACUUGGUAUUUCUCAGUUAUACUUAUUUGUUAUUAUUGAGUCAUACUGGGUAUUUUUGAUACAUACUUAUUCAGUAUUGCUGAGGUAGAUUGGGUAUGGUAUUGCUGAGUUGCACUUGGUAUUGCUGAGUUACAGUUGGUAUUGCUGAGUUGCACUUGGUAUUGCUGAGUUGUACUUACUGAGUUCGUGUUGCUGAUCAUCACUUGUUAUUUUUCAUUAGAGUAUGUCAUGAUUGUGUGUUUGGAUUGGGACUCAGAUGGGAGGGAGGGGAGCCGGGACACGUUCAUUUUGAAGGCUUAUGAUGGGGGGAUUUUCAUAAUAGUUUUCUUCUCUUUUUUUUUAUAUGGGGGGAGGGGUAAUUGGUGGUUUUCUUUAUUAAUGUUUGCCUCAAAAACCACACAGGGUGAACAAAAUUCACUAUAAAUCAUGUUUGGAAUUUUUUAUUGAGCAUUGAACAUAUUUAGAUAUUUAUUUAACAAUUACACAAGAAUUGUUAAUUCAUUUGUUACACUAACAAAGCUUUAUAGUAUUUUUCUCAUAAAUGCACGUCAAAAUACACAUAUAUAUAUUUAAACGACUAAACUCAUGUCCAUUUCAGUGUUUUAGAAACUGCUGGGAAUAUUUAUAGAAAGUCUUCUUUUACUGCUCUUUAAUCAUUUUGCAUAAUGCAGUCCCCUCGACUUAUGUAUCUUUUUCAUGUAUCCUCAACUAACUUACAUAACAAUAAAUCAACAGAAUAUGCAUUUUUAAAGCAAAUAAUAAUAUUUUUUAAACAAUGAUACAUGUAUAAGUACUAUAACUAAUUUUUUCUUGUCCCAGAAAAGCAGUAAAUGCUACUUCAGGUUUUAAUUUAUCAACAAAAAAAAUUUUAAGAAGAAAAUUCAAGAUUUAGCUAUAAGUACAGUAACAUAUAAUGAGUUGUGCCAUUUUGUUAAGGAGUAAAUAUAAUUAUUCUUUAAAGAAUUUCCAUUGUUGAAUGGAAUCAAAAUAAUAUAGAAAUCGAAAGAGAAGACAUGCAGUUUUACGGUUAUAUUCUUAUUACUAAUAGAUCAUAUCAGUUAGAGGGGAAAAUACAAUGUAUGAUAAGCUUUUUAUCAUCUUCAUUUUGAUUGGUUAUCAGAAGAAUCAUAUCCUUAUUUGGUUGUAAUAGAAUGCUGAUGCUGCAUCAUGUGGUAUACUUAUGGUUGUGACUUCAUUCACUUUGUUUGAAUUGUACAGAGUUAAUGUUCCAGUACCUUCGCCAGGAUUCUGGUCCAGGAUUCCGUUUUUGUUAUUUUUAUACUGUACAGCAGUUGAACUGUUAAAAUAUGCAACUGUGAUAGCAGGGUCAAGUGGUGGCUUGUGUGCCAUUUGUAGCUGCUUAAUAUUUAAUGUUGCGGAGAAGUAUCAUGAAAUUAUUAAAUUAUACGUAUGUGUGCAUGCAUGUACAUGCACAUUGUACACACAUAGGGAAGUGUUUGAUGUUCAGAGACAGUAUUCAAAUUGUAUAAGUUCUCAAGAACUU
Messenger RNA from Gigantopelta aegis, 9054 nucleotides. RefSeq names its product multiple PDZ domain protein-like. The coding region runs from base 103 to 7002 and encodes 2299 amino acids. The record is from RefSeq and is a predicted model, not a curated record. The transcript is spliced from 41 exons. Lineage: Eukaryota; Metazoa; Mollusca; Gastropoda; Neomphalida; Peltospiridae. Gene Ontology annotation, molecular function: protein binding.